Molecule: messenger RNA, 3012 nt
Organism: Schistocerca serialis cubense
Lineage: Eukaryota; Metazoa; Arthropoda; Insecta; Orthoptera; Acrididae
Exons: 3
Coding region: 254-1828 (524 amino acids)
Molecular function (GO): protein binding
Source: RefSeq, a predicted model, not a curated record
CGCCAUUGGAAGUUGGGGCUGGGCUGUAGCAGAUUGGUGCUUGUUUACGUUCGCAAGCGAGUUGAGGCUUACAUGGGAAAUUCUUUACGGGAGAGACAUUUAUAAUGAAGCUGUGCGACGCUUAGCUGCCGGCUCAGCUAUUUAAGCUGGUAUGCAUAAUGUAUUUUAAAGCUUGACGCCAUCAGAAGAACGCCGAUACCCGGAGCUUCGAUCUGCCAAAUCCACAAUCCGGAUUGUUGUGCAGGUGUUAGAAAUGUUCUCAACUCAGAAGACAGUGCAUCAUUUACCUAAUGAAAUACUGGAGAAAAUAUUUUCCCACUUGUCAGUUUAUGAGCUGGCUCGAGCUGCAAAUGUAUGCAGGCGCUGGGCAGAAUUGCUCCAGGACACAAGACUGUGGAAAGGGAAGAGAUACGAUGUUGAGGAAAUUGAGAAAAAGGAUGACAUUUUAUUAGUUGCAGGGGUCUGGCCUGCAUUAAUUUAUCUUAAUCUUGUUAAAGGAGAUCGUUUCAGGAUGUCAUUGAAUGUGGCUGGGGCAUCUGUUGAGCUUCCAAACUUGACAGACAAGACAAUACAUUCCAUAGUUGGUACCCUUAUGACAAAAACUUUGUCAGUUGAUGUUCGCCUUCUUGAUGAAGGGCUAGAGAAUUGUCUUGCAGUUCAGACUCAGAAUUUACUUAGGCUUUCAGUGACAAUACCUCCUGGUCCAUUGAACCGAGACAUGAUCAAGCGUACAGAGUCCAGCUUGAAAGCAUUGGCUCACACAUUUUCCAUAGGCGCUGUUCCAUCUCUUCGCUCUUUGCGAAUUAGUAGUGAGAGUGCAGCAGAUGCUAAGUAUGACAGCUGUGCUGGUAGUGAGGUUAUUCUGUCAUUGAGAUCAUGUCCAGAACUCAAGCAGCUAAGAAUCUCUGGAUGUACUUGUGUGUCUUGGAAAAUGGUUGGUCGCAGAGACGAGUUACGUGUUUUGUCUGUUGUUCAUUCAAAAAUGAAGGAAUUCUUAAUCCAUGAGCAAUGUCAAAAUUUGAGAGAUAUCACACUUGAGCAUUGCCCCUUCUUGAAAAAAAUACAGUUCUGGGCUAAGCACCAUAGUUUGAAUUUGCAGUCGCUGCGCAUCUGCAACACCAGCAUAAAUUCAGAGGCGCUGGAGUAUGUGUGUAAAGCUGCACCUGGGCUUGACGUACUUGUUAUUCAGUCUUGCCCUAAAAUAACAUUUACAUCAUUUGUUCGCCAUUGCUUCAAUCUGCAACAUUUUGAACUGAGCAAAUGGUCACCCGACGAGAAGUAUUUCUAUUUUGACCUUGCUCUGCUACCCUCAGGUCUGCGACAUCUGUCGAUGAUGAAUACAACAGUGCGUGAGGAACAUAUGGAUCAUAUUUUGAAGCGACUGCCAAUGCUAGAAACACUCAAUCUGGGUGGUUGUGUGUGUAUAUCAUCUGUAUCUUUUCUUGAGCACUGCCCAGAGUUAGUUGACUUGAAUCUGUCUGGCUUGUGCCAAGUCCCAGCUACAUCAUUUUCUGUUCUGGCAGAGUUGAGGAAACUGAGAAACCUCAAUCUUCGAAACUGUUCUCUCAGCAGUAAUCUCUUGUGUGGCAUACUACAGAAGAUGCCAAACCUAAAGAAACUAGAUCUCUCUUGCAUACAAACAAUUGGUGACUUGUUUUUUGUCACAAAAUGCCACAGCUUGCGCUGUUUGAACAUGUCUCAUUGCCCUCGUCUCUCACCAGACAUCACAGAGUUGCGGCAACUGACUGAUGUAAGGACAUUGCGCAUCUAUGGAGUGCCAGGUCGCCCAUUCAUAACAGACCUUGAGAGAGACAUCCACAACAACUAAUCCAGUAAUCUGUGACUGUGAUGAGUUCUACAUGUGAAGAAAUCAGUUAACAGAUGUGUGUUUCAUUCUAUCUGUGUGUGUGUGUGUGUGUGUGUGUGUGUGUGUGUGUGUGUGUGUGUGUGAGAGACAGAGAGAGAGAGAGAGAGAGAGAGAGAGAGAGAGAGAGAGAGAGUGUGUGUGUGAGUGAGUGCGUGCGUGGGUGUGGGUGUGUUCGCAUGUCGUGAUGGCAUCUGUGCCUAAUGUGUCAUAUCUAUAUUACUGAAAUGUAGUUUCUCUGCAAUAUUUUGUUUCCUAUUUGUGAUAUCAUAAUUUAUAAUCUUAUUUUACCUGUUACAGUAUUAAAAAUGGACUAUUCACUGUAUGUGUUAAGUAUUGUGUAAAACUGAUUACAGUGAAAAGUGCAACAGCAAGGAAUUUAUUAGAUAACACAUUAGUGAAGGUAUUUAGUACCUGCACUACAACAUGGUACAAAUUUUAUUUUAUGUGUUACGGUACAAAUUUUGUGUUACAUAUUUACAAAGUUAUCAUUUCUUUGUGGUUGAACAAUAUUCACCAUAAUUUGAAACGUGAUUUUGCAUGUUGAAAUUUAUUAAUGUUGAUUUACAUUCCAACUAUUACAAGGUAUGGAAAACAUAUUGCUUCUGUUCAGUUUCCAUGAUUCAGCCCAGAAUAUGUCUAGAUGUUUCUCCUGAUUGUAAGUCUUUCAAGCCCACCAAGAGUUAUGGGCUACUUGAGAUGCACAGCCACACUGUCAUAUGGAUGAAGGGACCCACACUGAUACCAAAUGGAUAUUUCAGACAAUGUUAAAUACUUUGUGUUCUUUUGUACUAUGUAGUCCAGGAAAGAGAAAUUUUCUGAGAUUCGGUAAACACAUGGAUGCACAUGAAGAUUUAUCAAAACCUCUAGAAGACUGGUAUGUCAAAUGUUUAUUCUGAAGGAAUUAACAAGUCUAAGUUACUAGCAAAUGUUGUAUGCUUUAUUCUGAUAAUUUUCCCUGGUAUGCCAGUAGACAAAAGUUUGAAAAUGCAAGUUUAGGUAGAAUACAAAAAAUUAUGACACACUGAAAGUAAUAACUGGUUUUAAGCUCAUCAGCAUCAUAGAGCAAACUCUGAAUAUGGAGGUCUUUAUUUAAGAAAACAGUUUUUUUAGAUUUGGAAGGGUGGUGGAAUGUGUGUGUGUGUGUG